Messenger RNA from Plectropomus leopardus (leopard coralgrouper), 6059 nucleotides. It is a transcript of the gene sik2b, whose product is annotated as salt-inducible kinase 2b. The record is from RefSeq and is a predicted model, not a curated record. Gene Ontology annotation, biological process: intracellular signal transduction; microtubule cytoskeleton organization; protein phosphorylation. Gene Ontology annotation, cellular component: cytoplasm. NCBI's taxonomy places the organism in Eukaryota, Metazoa, Chordata, Actinopteri, Perciformes, Serranidae. Gene Ontology annotation, molecular function: tau-protein kinase activity; ATP binding.
UUGCAAGUCAACUCGUGUGCUCUGUAGCUGAUAGAGGCACCUCGAGCUGAAAUAUUAUAGCUCUAUUGUACCGGAGAACGUGGUGUGACAGCCCCAGGGUUCAGCAAAUGGCCUGCCUCGUAUCGCCGCACUGACGGGAGAGUGUCGCCACAUUGCUGUUCAUGCUGGCAGGGCGACACUGAAAUCAACUUUGUCUAUUUUUAAUGGACACGCUUCGAGCGGCGGCGGCGGCGGCGGCAGCAGAAGCAGCAGCAGCGGCGGCGGAGGGUGGUUUGUUUUCCUUUCGUCUUUAUCUGUAGCUGCUCAAGCAAGCCCCGUGUGAGCCCCCCGUGUGUCCCCUGCUCGUCUGGCUACCUCCUACUCCUCCACAAACAGUCCCAUUUAGAACAGCAUGGUCAUGGCUGACAGUGUCCAAAAACCGCUGAUUCGGGGUCCCGUCCGAGUGGGCUUCUACGACAUCGAGCGCACUUUAGGAAAGGGCAAUUUUGCUGUCGUGAAGCUGGCUCGACACCGCAUUACCAAGACGGAGGUGGCCAUCAAGAUCAUCGACAAGACCCAACUGGAUGCUGUCAACCUGGAGAAGAUCUACAGAGAAGUUCAGAUCAUGAAGAUGCUGGACCACCCCCACAUCAUCAAGCUGUACCAGGUGAUGGAGACGAAGAACAUGCUUUACUUAGUCACGGAGUAUGCCAAGAAUGGGGAAAUCUUCGACUACCUGGCAAAGCAUGGCCGUCUCAGUGAGCUGGAGGCCAGAAGGAAGUUCUGGCAGAUCCUGUCAGCGGUGGAGUAUUGUCACAACCGCAACAUCGUCCACAGGGACCUGAAGGCUGAGAAUCUGCUGCUCGAUGGCCACAUGAACAUCAAGAUUGCAGAUUUUGGAUUCGGGAACUUCUUCCAGCCCGGGGAGCCUCUGGCCACAUGGUGUGGCAGCCCACCUUACGCAGCUCCGGAAGUCUUUGAGGGCCAACAGUAUGAGGGUCCACAGCUAGACAUCUGGAGUAUGGGGGUGGUGCUGUAUGUGCUGGUGUGUGGUGCGUUGCCCUUCGAUGGGCCCACUCUGCCAGUGCUUCGACAGAGAGUCCUAGAAGGAAGGUUUCGCAUCCCCUACUUCAUGACUGAAGACUGUGAGCAUCUGAUCCGCAGGAUGCUGGUCCUGGACCCAUCAAAACGUCUAUCUGUGGCCCAAAUCAAGGAGCACAAGUGGAUGGCUCUGUAUGCUCCUGUACAGAGGCCUGUUCUGUACCAGCAGCCUCUGUCUGCUGAGGGUGAGGCAGGUGUGGGAGAGUACAGCGAACAGGUCCUCCGCUUGAUGCACAGCCUUGGAAUUGACCAGCACAAGACUAUAGAGUCUCUGCAGAACAAAAGCUACAACCAUUUUGCUGCUAUCUACUACCUUCUUGUGGAGCGUCUCAAGGCCCAUCGCUGCAGCUUCCCUGUGGAACAGCGGCUCGAUGCCCGCCAGCGACGGCCAAGCACUAUCGCCGAACAGACUGUCGUCAAGUCAACCAGUGGUUCAGCCCAGGUGGGUUUGCUCCCUCAGGGUGUUCAUCUGUUGCGCUCCCCCGCUGUGCCCCAAGCCUCCUCCGUUGCUUUCACCUUCCCCCAGGCUGCAUGCCCCCUGGAGCAGAAUUUCAUGGUGGAGGACGUCAACACACCCAAAGUGAAUGGCUGCCUGCUGGACCCCCUGCCUCCCCCCACUGUCCUCCGCAAGUCCUCCACCUCGUCACCUAGCAACAUGAUGGAGACGUCAAUUGAUGAGGGCAUUGAGACAGAAGAGCCCGACACAGAGGAAGAUCCUCCACACCUGCUUUCGGCCUAUCAGACAGCUCGGUUCGGGCAACGGCGACACACCCUCUCUGAGGUGACCAACCAGCCGGGGCCUUCAAACCAAGGCAAAUUAUUCACUCUAGGCCACAACCCCUCCAUGGGCAGCGUGGACUCCGACAUCGGCUACGACAUGGGCUCCGUGCACAGUGACCUCGGCCUGUUGGAGGAUCCUCCCUCUCUCAGUGAAGUGGUACCAGCAAACAGCUCUGCCCCCGGAGUUUCCCCCACAGCUUUUUUGAAUGCAAGGCCUGCCAACCCACAAAUGGCUGUUCUGACUUCCCAGCACAGGGAGACCCACAACCGGUCCCCCAUCAGCUUCAGAGAAGGCCGCCGAGCCUCCGACACCUCUCUCACCCAAGGUCUGGUUGCGUUUCGGCAGCAACUCCAGAACUUGGCGAGGACCAAAGGCAUCCUGGAACUGAACAAAGUCCAGAUGUUGGUGGAGCAGAUGGGCUCUGGGGAAGGGGCCGCCAUGGGCCCCCUGGGACCACAGCACCACUUGCACAACCUCCUGGAGGGUGAGGCAUCCAAGCAGCAGGAGGGUCUAGCUUUAUAUCGAGGUGGGCCGCAGCCACCUCUCCUGUCCCGCAGACAGAGUUUAGAGACACAAUACCUCACUCAUAGACUACAGGCCAACGUCUUGGCAAACAGUCCCGCUAGCUGCCAACUUUUCUGUAAGGACACUCGAAGUUUAGAGCAACAACUGCAGGAACACAGACUGAACCAGAAGAGGAUGUACCUGCAGCAGUCACAGGGCAUGGGGCUGCAGGCCUACUUCAACCAGAUGCAGAUAGCUGAAGGUUCCUACCCAACGGGUGGCCCUGCUCUGGACCGGGCAACAUCUCAGAGUUCCCCUCAGGGCCCCCCAAUGUCAGCCGCCCACCAGCCUCAGCCCCAGCAGCAGGGCAGUCCUCAGGCCUCACCUCCCUUCAGCCACCCUCAUAGCCUGAGCCCCUUGAUGGAACCGAGCGAGGGCCUUGUUUAUGAUCCCUACAUGAGCCACCACCACUACACCCAACACCUGCCCCCCGGAUCUCACCUCCACCACCAGCUCCAUCAUCCACUGCCUCAUGAAGCCUCCGCCAGCAGCAUGGGCUUCAGCUACUCUGCAGGCUGUGAGCAGCAGGCCCUGGGCCCCUGCUCUGAGGGGCUUCACCCAGAGCAGUAUGACUUCCCUCUGGACCCCAUCUUGUUGCCACCGCCUGCUCCAGGAGAGGCUGAAGCCAGAGCUGUGGGGGGGGUAUUGGCUGGUUCGGGGCAGUCAGGCGGCCUGGGUCUGCCUGAGCUGCAGGGCUCCCUCCUGGACAGUGAGAUGAUGGAGACCGUGGACUCCCAGCAUGGCUUCGUACUAGUCAACUAAUGCCUGCUGAGGAGGUUCAUAGAAAGCAGUAUUAAGCAAUGAGAACCUACAGUGCUGAGAGCAGAGAGAAUGGAGAUAUAAGUGGAGGUCACAAGCGUAGCAACAGGGAAGGAAAAGUGUUAAUUUUUGUACGACUAAUACAAACUUCAUUUCUUAGUUGUGAUGAACAGACAACCUUUCUACCACAAUCCUCCCUUAGCCUACCUCCCUUUCUCCUCCCCUUCGUCUGUUGUAGUUGUCAUCAGCUCUGUGAGGCAGGAACAGGUCUGAUAUGUGGCACAAUGUGAGCUCCGCCGCGCUGACUUGGCAAGGCUGCUGUUGUCACGGACGUUGUGACACCUGUGAGGACUGCGCCAUGCAGCCUGGGGGGUGGGGGGGUUGCUGCACAUCCUGGAGGCUGCCAGAGUGCAGCAUCUCACCUAGAAAUGGUUUGGAAGUGAAAUAAUUUAGGACUGACUGUCAGAUAAGGACAAUGGCUGGCAGUGGUUUUUGUAUUUAAAAGGACACCAUCAACAACAAUAGACUAGUUCUCAAAACACUUGUGCAUUUUUUUUUAUUUCAGUAGAUAAAAAAUAAUUGAACAAGAGUAAAUGGCCCUCAUUUAUCAUGGUACAAUUGACAUCACCACAAAUUCAAGUGUUAAAAGUGUUUUAUAAUAAUGAUUUCACACACGUAUGUGAGCGCCAAGGCUAACUUGAUGGCUGUAUCCAUGAGUGCAAAGGCUUUAACACUAACAGGUAGCAUUUUUGCCGAAACAAGCGUGCUUAAUGAAGCACCAGGCUGUGGAGUAAUGCACCUUUUAGAAGCGCUUAAGUCACUGAAAGUAACAGAUGCACAGGACAUAAUUCUGUAGCUGCAGGCUUUUGUGUCAUGUGACAUAAAUAAUACCUUUUUUUGGGUUUUCUUUGUGUUUUUAGAACUACUGAUCCUGAUUUAUUUUGUACACUACUGAACUGCUUUUUUCCCCACUUUUCCAUCAGAUUGCACACACAUGCCGGGUCUCAUUAAACUCAUAAAAUGAGGAUAAUUGCCAGUUUUGCAGGUGAAAUGGCCACACAUCUGUUUAACAAAUGAAUUGUGGGUCAUGCAUUUGCCUGAUAAAUGAGGGCUGAUGUAAUUAACGUGUGUUUGGUUGAGAAGUAGCGGUGUUUUAGACAGUCAAUAUUAUUCUAUUUUUGUGGCAAUACUGAAGCAAUAUUAAUCCUUGAUGUUGAGAGAUUAUGAAUGGAAGCCUCACCUGUACAGCCAGCUCUGAUUUGUUCCCGGGGACCUCAGAGUCGUCAGCAGUGACAUCACUUGAGCUGAUGAUGUAACCAGGAGAUAAUCCCCCCCCCCCCCCCACUCACCCUGGAAGGGUCGAGCGUGGAGACCGUUUUGUGUGUGUGUGCGUGUGUAUGUGUGCAUGCAGAAGAGAGAGAGAGAGAGAGAGAAGGAUGUAUUUGCACAAUUCAUACUUAAAAAAACUGCCUCCAUCGCGUCAUUUGUCUGAAAAAACAAACAAACACUGUAUUGACGUCUCCAUUCAAUAACACAAAUUGUGCUUUGGUGCACAGUCGUAGCGUUUAGAUUAAUUCUGGUUUACAUCCUCAGUGCUCCAGUCAUGCCUCUGUGCUGUUAAUGAUGGAUCAUGUUUAUAAUAAUAAAACGACCCCUUAAAGAUUCCCCACAUUAGAGUUCAUGAAAGAAUGUUUCUCUCUCUGACACUGGAGCCGCUGUGAGACAAAGAUCAGCAAAACAUCAAUCAGCUGACACUGGAUUUUGACUACAGGCUCACCACUGCUCUUUGACCUACAGCGAACCAGCAACAAGAGAGAUCUUUUUUUUCUUUCUUUUUUUUUUUUACAUCACCUAGACUAUGUUCAAUCUACUUGAAGCACACAGAUGUAUCCUCUCUGCCAGAUGUUUUUUUUUUUCUUCUUCAAACUAAUUUUCAUUGGAAUAACAAGACAGCCAACAUUAGAGGGUUCGAGAUGAGAUUAUUGGACUGUGACCAUCUGUCAGACUGCUUGACCUUCGGUGGUCGUGGGUUUAACUGUCAGAUUAGCCGUCAAAACAAGACAGUCGCUCUCAGUCUGUAUACUGCACCGUGCAGAUGUCUUAGAGUUCACAAUCAGACUCUAAAGUGGUGUGACUGAGAGUCUUUACAGUUGCAGUUAACAGUCUUAAAUGAUGGCUAGAAAAAGUGGACCAACUGCGGUUGCAGUCCUGUGCAAGACAAGGAAAAAUCCAUCCUAAAAUGCUUUUAGCACUGUUGUUUUUCUUGCAUACCUCCAUAGAAAAUGGCGAACAUAUUUAUUUAUUGAUUGAUUGGAAAACAAAUUUAACAACAGCAAAACUAUAUCAAAACAUCUCUUCACAAACUCUUGCAUAACUUGUGCAGUAGCAUCCAAGUGUCUCUGGGGCAUCUGGUGGUUUAGUGGAUAAAGCAGGCGUCUCAUUUAUGAAGACAGUGUCCUUGCUGCAGUGUGGCCGGGGGUUCAAUUCCAGCUCAUGGCCCUUUUUGCUGCACGCCAUCACUCUGUCCUAUCUAUUAAAGGCAAAAAUGCCAAAAAAAUAAUCUUUAAAAAAGAAAACACAAAAAGCCUUAGUUUUGGCUUUGAAAGGAAAGUUUCGCUUUCAGUUCAUUUUUAAAUUGUAAGGUUUUAGUGAAAUGUAUGUUUGGGAAGCACUGAACAUACGACUGGAUAACUGAGACUUGGAUAUAUAGUGAAUGAGUUUGUAAACAGAUGUUUUGAUACAGUUUUGCUGUUGUUAAAGGUGGUCCUCUGUCAAUCAUAUCUUCACUGUGUUCUGUGGCAUGCGAGCAAAACUAAGUUUUCUUUACAAAUUCAAGCUAAUAGGCCAUGACUAAUUGAUAUACAAAUGGUCAUUU